AUGUUGAAUAUAUUAAUUAUAGCUCUGGUCGCGGCUUCGAAUAUAGUGUAUUGUAUGAAUGUCGACACAACACGAGUGGACAAAACAUACACGGUUCAGUUGCAAAGUGUUAAAAAUAAGUGCAUAUAUUGUAAAAUCGCGAAAAUAGUUACAUUGAAGCCAUUCAAGUGUCAUAAUGACUUCCUGUGGCGUUGUUUGGAUGAUUUAAAACAGUGGAAAAGGCGGCGAAGAAGUUCUGAUAACUUUCAAAAUGAAUUUAAAAACGAUCACAAGAAAUUAAAGUUCGCGGAUUUCGGGAUGAAUGAUUUGACUUCUUAUCAUAGUAGUGUAGAUAUUGUUAAGACUACGGCAUCAAGUGUGUCUGAUAAUAAAGCAGAUUUGCUAAAAAAGUUCGUGAAGAUAUGGCCCGUACAGAGAUGGCACGCGUUCGGUUUGUUUACCGAAGACUACCUGAAGCAGAUCAACAGUCACUGGCUGCAGUUCCCUCCCCCUGAUACACGUAUACAGUACACAUUUGGCAUCACAUACAUAUUCUUGGCGGGCACCGGAGCUUUCGGCAAUAUUCUUGUACUUCUUAUGUAUGUAAGAUGCCGCACGCUGCGUACUCCGGGGAACAUCCUCGUGGCCAACCUGGCGCUCAGCGACUUUCUGAUGCUCGCGAAAACGCCAAUUUUCAUCUUCAACUCGUUUAAUCUCGGACCUGCUCUCGGAAAAACUGGAUGCGUGAUUUACGGCUUCGUGGGUGGUUUGACUGGCACCACAUCCAUUGCCACGCUGUCAGCCAUCGCUCUGGAUCGCUACUGGGCGGUCGUUCGACCAUUGGAACCGCUGCGUGCACUGACAGCAAUACGGGCUCGUUUACUAGCAAUAGGUGCAUGGUUAUAUGCAUGCGUCUUUGCAAUAAUACCAGCUCUAGACAUCGGCUAUGGUAGCUACGUUCCAGAAGGCUACUUGACGAGUUGUAGUUUUGAUUAUCUCACUGAAGACUUUUCACCUCGAUGUUUCAUCUUUGUUUUCUUCUGUGCAGCGUGGCUUGCGCCAUUCUGCACUAUCACGUUUUGCUACAUCAGUAUAUUCCGAGUCGUUGUUUUCAAUACAAGUAUGUCUUACGGCAACCAAGAUCAACGACUAUCAUCAAGGCACGUAAAAGAGCGCACCAAACGAAAAGCUGAAAUAAAAUUAGCCUUUCUAGUUAUGGCAGUCAUAGCUCUAUUUUUCAUAUCUUGGACACCAUAUGCCAUUGUAGCUUUAUUGGGCAUUACCGGUAAAAAGGACGUUUUAACUCCAAUAACUUCAAUGAUUCCCGCAUUGUUCUGUAAAACAGCCGCAUGCAUUAAUCCAUUUAUUUAUAUUAUAACUCACCCAAAAUUUCGUAAAGAAUUCAAGAAAUUGUUAUUCAGGGAUAAAUCAAAGCGAAUGGGUGGAACGAUGAAAACGAUAGGGUAUUCCACUGAUACCACCAGAGUACACCGACCAAGUAAGGAUUUGAGUGACACUGAAGUGGAAAUAGUUGAAAUGAAAGAUAUACCUUAUCAGGUGAAUGAAAAGCGUGAAGUCAAGGUAAAGACAAUAUCAUCGAAAGUGGCAGAGAGACAGGACUCCCAAACUAGUAUGAGUAUAAAAAGUUUAGAAAAUAGCGUCGUAAGUCCGCCUUCCUGGUACACUAAGCCAAAAUUCUCGAAAAAGAAAAGUUUCCACCGACGUUCUACACGCACCAAUUGGUCACAAACCAGUGACCAAGAAGACCAGUGA
This is a messenger RNA of Spodoptera littoralis (African cotton leafworm), 1752 nucleotides long. NCBI's taxonomy places the organism in Eukaryota, Metazoa, Arthropoda, Insecta, Lepidoptera, Noctuidae. The record is from the annotation of a GenBank genome assembly.